UAGAAAGCGGGACCAGCCCUCCCGUCGCCAUUUUUUUUCUCUUACACUCGCACUUCUGGUUUCUCGAGCGAGCGGAGGAUAAAAUAAAAAACAACGGCAAGUUCAGGACAAAUACUCGUCUGGUCGGGAUACUUCGCUUGCGGUAAGGGAGUGCAGCUCCUGAGAUGCACCAGCAGCGGACAGACGGCUGCUCUGAAGUCACUUUUUGUGUGAAGACGUGUUGCGGGCCGCCAUUUUUUUCUUGCGCUGCCUCUGAAGUCUGCUCGAACCCGAGAGAGGGAACUCACAGACCUGUUUCCGUGCCUUACCGUUAAGUCGAGAGGAUAUAAAGUAACUAUCUGUGUUUUCCCACCUGCGGCUAAUUGUUGGCCUUUUUUAUUCACAGCUAUGAUGAUUUCUCAGUUGGAAAACUGAGACCACCUUUUCCGCUUUUAUAUUAACUGACACUGACCGGAGGAGAUAAUUAUUUGAAGCCUGGUGUUUUUUUUUUUUUCUCGGAAGGCGGAACGAAAAGGAGGAAGCUUAAUUGAUCAUUUCUUGCUUCGGCCUUCCUCGGCGUUUUUCUUUCGUAAGUUAAUCAUUUUCUCGAUUCUCAGCCACUCAAAGCUGAGCCAAUAUGGUCCAAAGUUGGAUCAAGUCAGUCUUAACCUGUCCCUAAAGAACCACAGGCUGUUUUUUUUUAAUCAUUUUUUGUUAAUUUUGUUUUAAUCAGGUCGAAGAAACCUUCAGUGGUUCUGCAGAAAUUACUCGAAAACCGCACAGGGGCGACGAAUGCCCUGCCCUGCACCUACUGAAUCAUUCACUUUGGAUCAACGCUGAACUCUUAUCAGUAAAUUUCUUCAUUUAUAUACAUCUACUAACUUAUUUUUUGGGGAGCAGACAUGUCAUCGGCUCGGUUUGACUCGUGUGAUCGGUCCGCCUGGUAUUUUGGACCCGUUUCCCGACAGGAGGCACAGAACAGGUUACAAGGACAGAGGCAUGGCAUGUUUUUGGUUCGAGACUCGUCUACCUGUCCCGGCGACUAUGUCCUGUCGGUGUCUGAAAACUCCAAAGUGUCUCACUAUAUCAUUAACUCAUUACCCAGCAAGAAGUUUAAGAUAGGCGAUCAGGAGUUUGAGAACCUCCCGGCUCUCCUGGAGUUCUACAAAAUCCACUAUCUGGAUACGACUACGCUAAUAGAGCCUGCCCCCAGGUACCCAAGCACGAUCACCGGCGCCAUCCAGACCAUGGUUGGUCCUGAGGAGAACCAGGAGUACGUGCGGACAUUAUAUGACUUCACAGGAAGCGACGCAGAAGACCUCCCGUUCAAAAAGGGGGAAGUUCUCAUCAUCCUCGAUAAGCCGGAGGAACAGUGGUGGAGCGCCAAAAACCGAGAGGGCCGCGUCGGGAUGAUCCCCGUCCCGUACGUGGAGAAAUUGGUGCGACCGCCUCCCCAUCCCGGCCAGCCUACCCACGGAUCUCGUAACUCCAACAGCUAUGGGAUCCCAGAGCCUGCCCACGCCUACGCUCAACCCCAAACGUCUUCGCCGGGCACGCCAGGCGCGGUCAUCACACCCCUGCCCUCCAUGCAGAAUGGCCCAGUCAUCGCAAAGGCCAUCCAGAAACGAGUGCCUUGUGCCUACGACAAAACGGCUCUUGCUCUAGAGGUAUAGUAAUGUCUGACUUUAAAGUCUUGGAACA
Molecule: messenger RNA, 1680 nt
Organism: Poecilia latipinna (sailfin molly)
Lineage: Eukaryota; Metazoa; Chordata; Actinopteri; Cyprinodontiformes; Poeciliidae
Product: crk-like protein
Exons: 2
Coding region: 882-1652 (256 amino acids)
Biological process (GO): enzyme-linked receptor protein signaling pathway; cell migration; positive regulation of ERK1 and ERK2 cascade
Cellular component (GO): cytoplasm
Molecular function (GO): receptor tyrosine kinase binding; signaling adaptor activity
Source: RefSeq, a predicted model, not a curated record